AAACAAAGGAGAAAAACCUCCGGUCACGACAGCCCAAUUUGUCUUCCAUUCUUCCCCCACAAAUCCUGACUUUUUUUUUUCCAGCUCUAAUUUUUCAGAUCUGAAAAUUGAGACCCCUUUCAUCAUCGCGAAGAGCGACUGAGGGUGAUGCCUAAAUCUUUGUAGGAAGGAUCUCUGCCUAUCUCCUUCUUUCUUGGCUCGCCUUCAGGCGGCUUGUGUGCCGAUCUAGAUCGGCUACGGUCCUUCUGGGUUCCGAAUCUCUUCCGCGGACGAGAUGCCUGUGGCGGCAUCCGCUAUUUACUUCCUGAAUCUACGCGGCGAUGUUCUCAUCAAUCGCCUUUACCGCGACGAUGUGGGCGGGAAUAUGGUGGAUGCAUUUCGGAUUCAUAUCAUGCAGACGAAGGAACUUGGCACAUGUCCUGUUCGCCAAAUUGGAGGCUGCUCCUUUCUCUACAUGAGAAUUAGUAAUGUAUACAUAGUGAUCGUUGUUAGCGGCAAUGCCAAUGUCGCUUGUGCUUUCAAGUUUGUUGUGGAGGCUGUUGCAUUAUUUAAAUCAUAUUUUGGUGGUGCAUUUGAUGAAGAUGCCAUUCGGAAUAACUUUGUUCUGAUUUAUGAGCUUCUUGAUGAGAUUAUGGAUUUUGGAUACCCCCAAAAUCUUUCCCCUGAGAUUUUGAAGCUUUACAUCACUCAAGAAGGAGUUCGCUCACCAUUUUCCUCCAAGCCCUCAGAUAAGCCUGUCCCGAAUGCAACUCUCCAAGUUACAGGUGCAGUUGGUUGGAGACGUGAAGGUCUUAUGUAUAAAAAGAAUGAGGUCUUCCUGGACAUUGUUGAAAGUGUUAAUCUUCUUAUGUCCUCCAAAGGUAGUGUUCUACGUUGUGAUGUGACUGGAAAGAUUCUCAUGAAGUGCUUUCUUUCUGGGAUGCCUGACCUUAAGUUAGGAUUAAAUGAUAAGAUUGGUCUUGAAAAGGAAUCACAAAUAAAAUCCAGGCCUAUAAAAAGUGGAAAGACCAUAGAACUUGAUGAUGUCACUUUUCACCAAUGUGUAAAUUUGACGAGGUUCAACUCAGAAAAGACCGUCAGUUUUGUGCCUCCUGAUGGUGAAUUUGAAUUGAUGAAGUAUCGCAUAACUGAGGGUGUAAAUCUACCUUUUCGUGUGUUGCCAACAAUCAAGGAAUUGGGUAGAACACGGAUGGAAGUAAAUGUCAAGGUUAAGAGUGUCUUUGGGGCCAAAAUGUUUGCUCUUGGUGUUGUAGUGAAAGUUCCAGUUCCUAAACAAACUGCAAAAACAAGUUUCCAAGUAACAAGUGGUCGAGCCAAGUAUAAUGCUUCCAUAGAUUGUUUAGUGUGGAAGAUCAGAAAGUUUCCAGGACAAACUGAGUCAACUAUGAGUGCGGAAGUUGAGUUGAUUUCAACAAUGGUGGAAAAGAAAUCAUGGACACGGCCACCUAUUCAAAUGGAGUUCCAGGUUCCAAUGUUUACUGCAUCAGGCCUGAGGGUCCGCUUUCUGAAGGUAUGGGAGAAGAGUGGGUAUAACACAGUCGAAUGGGUUCGUUACAUCACGAAAGCAGGAUCAUAUGAGAUCAGAUGUUAGUUUUUGAUCUGCUUAGAAACAGAUAGAGUGUGAGCUUUGGGGGGCGCCAAAUGAUUUGGAUAUUGAUAACUCAGCAGUGGUUCAGAUAAGAUGAUACAAUUGUUGUUUCACAUUGGAUCCUUCUACAAGUUUGAGCUCGAAUAUAUGUAAAAAUGUUGAAUGAAAUCCAUUGAACAACCCAUCUGUAUUUCCAUAGAAAAAAGCUAUUCUUUUGUAUGAUUUUACCUUUUUGGUGUUGUCCUUUUGGACUUGAUUGUCAGAUGUUUCAGUUGGAUAAUAGUGAGUGCUGUUCGUCAUGAGAUUCAUCCGAAAUUA
Molecule: messenger RNA, 1906 nt
Organism: Zingiber officinale
Lineage: Eukaryota; Viridiplantae; Streptophyta; Magnoliopsida; Zingiberales; Zingiberaceae
Product: AP-2 complex subunit mu
Exons: 13
Coding region: 275-1591 (438 amino acids)
Biological process (GO): intracellular protein transport; endocytosis
Cellular component (GO): cytoplasmic vesicle; clathrin adaptor complex
Source: RefSeq, a predicted model, not a curated record